AUGCCCAACGACGACUCCUUCGGCAAGCCGUCGGCCCCCGGCGAGAGCCCGCACGGCCCCGGGCCUGCGCCGCCGAGCAAAGCGGGGGGCUUCGGCAAGGCGGCUGGGCCGCUGCUGGGGGCGGCGGGCUCGGCGGGCAAGAAGUCCCCGCGGCUGCCCAAGUGCGCGCGCUGCCGGAACCACGGCUACGCGUCGCCGCUCAAGGGCCACAAGCGAUUCUGCAUGUGGCGGGACUGCCAGUGCAAGAAGUGCAACCUGAUAGCGGAGCGGCAGCGCGUCAUGGCCGCGCAGGUGGCACUGAGGAGGCAGCAGGCCCAGGAGGAGGAGCUGGGCAUCAGCCACCCCAUCCCCCUGCCCAGCGCGGCUGAGCUGCUGGUCAAGAGAGAGAACAGCAGUAGCAAUCCCUGCCUGAUGAAUGAGAGUGGUGGCUCCGCACAGCCCCAGGUGCCGGCCAGCACCCCAACCACUGCGGCCUCAGAGGGUCGCAUGGCCAUCCAGGACAUCCCGGCUGCGGCCAGCAGAGGGCCCGUGGAGAGCGCGCCGGACCUGGUGCCCGACUCGGCCUACUACAGCAGCUUCUACCAGCCCUCGCUGUUCCCCUACUACAACAACCUCUACAACUACCCGCAGUACCCCAUGGCCCUGGCCGCUGACCCUGCCGCCGCCGGCGACGUGCCCGGGCCCCUCGGGGGCUCCCCCGUGAAGAACAGUCUGCGGAGCCUCCCGACACCCUACGUGCCCAGCCAGACAGGAAACCAGUGGCAGGUGAAGAACGCGGAGAGCCGCCACCCCAUGAGCUCGCAGUACAGGAUGCACUCCUACUAUCCGCCUCCCUCCUACCUGGGCCAGAGCGUCUCCCAGCUCUUCACCUUCGAGGAUGGGCCCUCGUACGCGGAACCCAAAACCAGUGUCUUCUCACCGCCCAGCAGCCAGGACUCCGGCUUGGUGUCUCUGUCCAGCAGCUCCCCCAUCAGCAACGAGAACACAAAGGGGGUGUUGGAGUGCGAGUCUGCCUCGGAGCCCAGCAGCUUCUCGGUGGCACCGGUGAUGGAGGAGGACGAGUGA
Messenger RNA from Elephantulus edwardii (Cape elephant shrew), 1065 nucleotides. It is a transcript of the gene DMRT1, whose product is annotated as doublesex and mab-3 related transcription factor 1. The coding region runs from base 1 to 1065 and encodes 354 amino acids. Gene Ontology annotation, cellular component: nucleus. Gene Ontology annotation, molecular function: RNA polymerase II cis-regulatory region sequence-specific DNA binding; DNA-binding transcription factor activity, RNA polymerase II-specific. Gene Ontology annotation, biological process: sex differentiation; regulation of transcription by RNA polymerase II. The transcript has 5 exons. NCBI's taxonomy places the organism in Eukaryota, Metazoa, Chordata, Mammalia, Macroscelidea, Macroscelididae. The record is from RefSeq and is a predicted model, not a curated record.